Messenger RNA from Salvelinus namaycush (lake trout), 1614 nucleotides. It is a transcript of the gene tcea3, whose product is annotated as transcription elongation factor A (SII), 3. Gene Ontology annotation, cellular component: nucleus. Gene Ontology annotation, molecular function: zinc ion binding; nucleic acid binding. Gene Ontology annotation, biological process: transcription elongation by RNA polymerase II; DNA-templated transcription. NCBI's taxonomy places the organism in Eukaryota, Metazoa, Chordata, Actinopteri, Salmoniformes, Salmonidae. The transcript has 14 exons. The record is from RefSeq and is a predicted model, not a curated record. The coding region runs from base 145 to 1395 and encodes 416 amino acids.
UCGUUCUGCCUGUAACUUAAGGACACGCCUCUUCGCCGAAUGGAAAGGACCGCGCCAUAACGUAAAGUCCUAUCUACGUAGGAUGAACAGUUACAUUUUUUAUUAUAUAGCAUUUUACAUAACAUAUUAUUGUACGUUUAAUCCAUGCCAGAAACUAUGACGCGAGAAGAGGAGUUAAUUCGGAUUGCAAAAAAACUGGACAAGAUGGUGUCUAGAAAUAACACGGAGGGUGCCCUGGACCUGCUGAAUGAACUGAAGAGCUUCAACAUGACGCUGAAACUUCUGCAGGAAACGAGGAUCGGCAUGUCUGUGAAUGGAAUCAGGAAGCACUGCACAGACGACGUGGUCGUUUCCCUGGCCAAGAUCCUCAUCAAGGACUGGAAGAGACUGCUGGAUGCUGCACGUACUCAGAGUACUGAGAGGCCCAAUGAGAUGAAGAAUGGGGUUGACUCCAACAAAGCCACAGGGUCCUCAGUCAGGUCCCCUUUAGAGAAAGACACCAGGAGAGAUUCUUCAGACACUCUGUCUCCUUCUCAUCCUCGUCCCACCCCUCCGUCCAGAUGUCACUCAGUGAAGGUGAAGAAAGAGAGAAAGGACUCCACUGACUCCAAGCACAGUCUUUCUGUGAAACGUCAUUCGACUGACUCCAAAUCAGACAGGAGGGACUCUAUGGGUUCCAAGACUAGCAGCUCACCCUCAGCUAAGAAGCUCCCUAGUGAGACGAAAGAAUCUCAUGGCUCCAAGUCCUCUCACCCUGGCCCUCUGCAGAGAAAGUCCUCAACGGACAGUAUUGAACGGAGAAAGAAAGAGAUGCCAAAGAUCCCCACCACCCCCACCAGUCCCAUGUCCCCCUCCUUCAGCUCAGCAGGGGUUCCCCUGUCCCCUUGCCUGGCCACUGGAGAAACCAUCAGGGACAAAUGCAUCGAGAUGCUGGCUGCAGCUCUACGCACAGAUGAUAACUUCAAAGAAUUUGGGACAAACUGUGACUCAAUGGCAGCAGAAAUUGAAGAUCAUAUUUACAAGGAGAUGGGAGCCACAGAUAUGAAGUAUAAAAACAGGGUGCGGAGCCGCAUCAGCAACCUGAAGGACUCCAAAAACCCUGGGCUGCGGAGGAACGUCCUGGCUGGAGGCAUAGAGCUGAGACGCUUCGCCAUCAUGUCUGCUGAGGAGAUGGCUAGUGAUGAGCUGAAGCAGCUGAGGAACAAUCUGACUAAGGAGGCCAUUAGGGAACACCAGCUGUCCAAAACCAGCGGUACCAUUUCUGAUCUGUUUCAGUGCAGCAAGUGCAAAAAAAAGAACUGCACCUACAACCAGAUGCAGACCCGCAGCGCUGACGAGCCUAUGACCACUUUUGUCCUCUGUAACGAGUGCGGGAACCGCUGGAAGUUCUGCUGAUGUGGCCCAGCUCCAAUGAAGAUGUUGCAGACCACAUUUUUUCUAUGAGGGGUUAUAAUGUUUAGCAAUGAGUAAUUUUACAAAAACAAAAAUGAAUACUUACAAUUUACUUUUUAAGAUGGGCUCCCGAGUGGAACAGCGGUCUAAGGCACUGCAAGAGGCGUCACUACAGUCUCUGGUUCAAUUCCAGGCUGUAUCACAUCUGGCUGUGAUUGGGAG